AUCAACUGUCCUGCGUACAGGCACACACUCGUUAAGAUGGCUACGAGUGAAGGUACGGAGGUCGCAGAAAGAAGCGGAGAAAACAACAGCCACGGUCAAAACGAUGGAUACGAUAAUAAAUGCAUAUUUUGCAAGAUUAUCAAUAAAGAAGUUAAAUCUGAUCUGCUGUAUUCUGAUGAAGAGCUUUCCUGUUUCAGAGACAUACACCCUGGCGCGCCACAUCAUUAUCUGGUGGUUCCUACAAAACAUGUUGGGAACUGUAAAUCCCUGCAGAAAGAUCAUAUUCCCUUAGUGGAGAAGAUGGUAGAGUUGGGGAAGACCAUCCUGCAGAACAAUAAUGUAACAGAUCUUGAAGAUAUCAGGCUGGGCUUCCAUUGGCCUCCUUUCUGCUCUGUAACUCACCUGCACCUCCACGUACUGGCACCAGUCAGUCAGAUGGGCUUUACGUCACGCCUCAUAUACAGACCCAACUCCAUGUGGUUUAUCACGGUUGACCAGCUGAUCCAGAGGCUGAACCUCAUGAGCAGUGACCCGGUCCAGUGAAACACAUUCUGCUCUGUCAGCCAGGGCAUUCAUACCUUAGUGCUCUUUCUGUCUCUGCAUGGGCCGCAUCGGGAAGAUCACUGACUCAAUGUUUGGAAUAAGUUCAGAAUAUGCUGCUAAUCUCCAGCAUUGAAUCACAUUUAUUACGUUAAAUCACAGCGUGAUGCGAGUACAAUGUGAUAUGCAGCACUGACGGUUGUAACUCAUAAGCAGAUGAGUAUGUAACUUGAUAUAAACCAUCAAAAACUGUAACUCAGUAAAAUUUUGUCCUUUUUUUUUUUCCUAUUUGCAAAUAUGCUUCAUAGAAGCAUGGAUACCCUUCUGAGACGAGUCCUAAGUCAUUUUCUCUAACUGGAAGGUUUUAUGCCCCCAUGAACUUCAUGCAGCUUAAGACUAAUUUCUCAAAUUGUUCCUGUCCAAUUACAUAAAAGGUUAAGUGCCACAUUUCACCAUAGCUGACAUAAGUCAUUUACCCAUAAUGCACCUGCUGGAUAUACAGCUGUCACUGUCCUCCAACUUCUGUGGAUCAUUAACAUAGUGUUGCUUGAUUGAAUGUAUUGCCAGGAACAGAACAGUUAACAGUAUAAAGAGUGAUGCAUAAUGACAUAAAGAACUAACCUUUAAAUAAUGUAUAAAGGCAGGAAAGGCUCUCAAGCUGAGGGCUUGGUUUGGAUAUGGUUGUAAAUUUAAUGUUCAUGUCUGUAUAUUGAAAAAUAAUUAUUGUAAUAAAUGCUUUGUCUGAUGGCUUGAUGGA
Molecule: messenger RNA, 1297 nt
Organism: Paramormyrops kingsleyae
Lineage: Eukaryota; Metazoa; Chordata; Actinopteri; Osteoglossiformes; Mormyridae
Gene: hint3
Product: histidine triad nucleotide binding protein 3
Molecular function (GO): catalytic activity
Source: RefSeq, a predicted model, not a curated record